CGGCGUGGAGUCUCAUUCGGUGAACACGUACCUGUUCACAGAGGGCCAACAUGGGGCGCCGUCCUGCAAGAUGUUAUCGCUACUGCAAAAACAAGCCGUACCCGAAAUCGCGUUUCUGUCGCGGUGUGCCGGAUCCCAAGAUUCGCAUUUUCGAUCUUGGCCGCAAGAAGGCAUCGGCCGAGGACUUCCCACUAUGCGUGCAUUUGGUGUCCGACGAGUAUGAACAGCUCAGCUCGGAAGCGCUGGAAGCUGGACGCAUUUGCUGCAACAAGUAUCUGGUGAAGUUCUGCGGCAAGGAUCAGUUCCACAUUCGCAUGCGUGUCCAUCCGUUCCACGUGAUUCGCAUCAACAAGAUGUUGUCCUGUGCCGGAGCUGAUAGGCUCCAAACUGGAAUGCGUGGUGCUUUCGGCAAGCCGCAGGGAACCGUCGCUCGUGUCCACAUCGGACAGCCGAUCAUGUCGGUGCGCUCGAGCGAUCGCUUCAAGGCGCAGGUUGUGGAGGCACUGCGUCGUGCCAAGUUCAAGUUCCCCGGUCGCCAGAAGAUCUUCAUCUCGAAGAAGUGGGGCUUCACCAAGUACGAUCGCGAAGAAUACCAGAAGCACAGUGACGAGGGUCGCCUGGUGUCCGACGGAUGCGGUGUUCAGUUCCGAAACGAUCACGGUCCGCUCGCCAAGUGGGAACAGCACCAGCGGGACCGUUUCAGCGCCUAAACGUGACCGAGGCAAAUCGGGUCCUUAGCGUACCCUUUUUUUUCUUCUGAACAAUAAAGCACUAUUCUGCGUCUGAAGUCUUGUACCUCGUUCCGGACGGAUACUGAA
This is a messenger RNA of Anopheles cruzii, 818 nucleotides long. It is a transcript of the gene RpL10, whose product is annotated as 60S ribosomal protein L10. The coding region runs from base 51 to 710 and encodes 219 amino acids. NCBI's taxonomy places the organism in Eukaryota, Metazoa, Arthropoda, Insecta, Diptera, Culicidae. Gene Ontology annotation, biological process: translation; ribosomal large subunit assembly. Gene Ontology annotation, cellular component: cytosolic large ribosomal subunit; ribosome. The transcript has 4 exons. Gene Ontology annotation, molecular function: structural constituent of ribosome. The record is from RefSeq and is a predicted model, not a curated record.